AUUAAUUAGUCAUAGUGCUAUUUCUGUAGUGUAUACAGUAUAGCAAAUACUGGUAAAAGGGCGAGAUGGCGACGACGCCGAACGCAGACGGAAUUGCACCAGCGGCUCCACCGCUACCUGGGACAGACAUGACGAGUAUAUGCUUCAGAGAUCAGUUGUGGCUGAAUACAUAUCCACUUGACAGAAACCUAGUAUUCGACUAUUUUGCACUUUCCCCUUUCUAUGAUUGGACCUGUAAUAAUGAACAACUCCGUGCCCGUGCUAUUCAUCCACUUGAUUUUUCUCAUAUCUCGAAAAUGACGGGCAUCGAAUACACACUGAGUGAAGUAAUGGAGCCUCAUCUCUUUGUCAUCCGUAAGCAAAAGAGGGAUAGUCCUGAGAAGGUCACACCGAUGCUGACUUAUUACGUCUUGGAUGGUUCAAUAUACCAAGCUCCACAGCUCUGCAACGUGUUUGCAGCUCGACUUGGGCGUGCUCUAUAUCAUAUAUCAAAAGCUUUUGGUACUGCAUCUUCAAAGUUGGAAAAGAUCGGAUAUGUGGAGUCUGAAAAUGAUAGUCCAGCAUCUGAAACUAAGCCCGCCAAAGAGGCCAUUGACUUUAAGGAACUUAAGCGAGUUGAUCACAUCCUUGCUUCUCUACAACGGAAGCUGCCACCUGUACCUCCGCCUCCACCUUUUCCAGAAGGCUAUGCACCCGCUUCCACUUCAGAACCCUCUGAAACCCAGGAACCAGAGACUCAGCCGCCUCCAAUUGAUCCUAUUAUUGAUCAAGGCCCGUCCAAGAGAAUGAAAGUAUGAGAAGAGAUUGGAGUGUAAAUCGUUGCAUGGGAGCUUGCGUUUCCCGGGAUAGGAUUUUGCGUAUUCCUAAGUUUUAUUUAUUUAUAUUCACAUAGUUGGGUUAUUUUUCCUUUACAAGAAUUAGUUUUAUGACUUUGAAAUGAUUGGUAAAUUCAUAGUAAUUUCUUUAUUUUCUUGCCUCCA
This is a messenger RNA of Lycium ferocissimum, 980 nucleotides long. Its product is annotated as mediator of RNA polymerase II transcription subunit 6. Lineage: Eukaryota; Viridiplantae; Streptophyta; Magnoliopsida; Solanales; Solanaceae. Gene Ontology annotation, biological process: regulation of transcription by RNA polymerase II. The record is from RefSeq and is a predicted model, not a curated record. The coding region runs from base 66 to 797 and encodes 243 amino acids. Gene Ontology annotation, cellular component: core mediator complex; mediator complex. Gene Ontology annotation, molecular function: transcription coactivator activity. The transcript has 5 exons.